Molecule: messenger RNA, 1326 nt
Organism: Desarmillaria tabescens
Lineage: Eukaryota; Fungi; Basidiomycota; Agaricomycetes; Agaricales; Physalacriaceae
Product: Sodium/calcium exchanger protein-domain-containing protein
Exons: 5
Coding region: 1-1158 (385 amino acids)
Biological process (GO): intracellular calcium ion homeostasis; calcium ion transmembrane transport
Cellular component (GO): fungal-type vacuole membrane
Molecular function (GO): calcium:proton antiporter activity
Source: RefSeq, a predicted model, not a curated record
AUGACAGAACCUUCUUCGCAUAGCACAAGCCAUGUCCUGCCCGAGCCAACACGUAAUCUCACCGAGGAUGACGACGAGCCACCUAGUAGUGGGAAUAGCAGCAGUCCAAACGACGGGGAUGAAGUAACGGAACCGGGAGAUAAGGAACGAGGUGAAUGCGAGCCGGAUAGGAAUCCCGCCCCCUUGCAUUCUGCCUCCCUCCUCUCAGCCCUGCGCUACACGCCCUUGAACAUCCUCCUCCUUUGCAUUCCUGUCUCCUGGGCCCUGCAUUUCGCUGCCCAAUCCGCUACGCUCAUUUUCGUGUUCUCAGCGCUCGGGAUCAUACCCCUGGCUGCUCUCCUUGGGUAUGGCACGGAGCAAGCUGCGGCGAGGACAAGUGCGAGCAUAGGCGGUUUGAUCAAUGCGACUCUGGGGAACGUGGUGGAAAUGAUCAUUGGUGGGGUUGGGUUGCAGAAGUGCGACCUCGAGCUGGUGCAGAGCUCCCUAUUAGGUGGUUUGCUAAGUAAUCUCUUUCUCAUGCUGGGUAUGGCGUUCCUCGUAGGCCCGGCCGAACAAGAGUUCCACCCUGUGGUCGCGCAGGUCAACUCGAGUCUAAUGAUGGCCGCUGUGGCGGCAUUGGUAGUACCGACGAUCCUGAACGGAUAUCUCGAAGAGCGGCUCCCGCAAGGCGAGGAACUCGGAGUCCUGUUAGAACUGAGCAGGGUGAGCUCGGUCGUGUUGAUUUUGGUGUACUGCAUCUACUUGUACUUCCAGUUCUUCUCGCAUAAGCAUUAUUAUGUGGAUGGCAAACCUCACAGGAAGGAUUCCAACGCCGCCGAGCACACCACCGCCGUCGUCGUAGCGUGGAAAGGAAAACUCGAUCUGGCGAUGCACGUCGCGGUGGGGAGUUCAAUGCAGAUUGCGCUCGGAGUCAUCCCUGGGCUGGUGUUGGUGGCGUGGGCGAUGGGCAGGCCCCUUGGGAUGGUGUUUGAUCCGGUACAGACAGUGGUUCUGUUCUUUACAGUUUUGCUGGUCAAGUUUACGAUUGAGGAUGGGAGGAGUCAUUAUUUGAGCGGGGUGGUGCUCGUGGCGGUGUAUACGUUGGUGGCGGUUUGGUUUUGGGAUGUUCUGGAUGCAGGGGUCGUCGUGCAGGGUGUCGAGGUUGGGUGUGGGGCGUAGGUGCUGCAUGCAACUGAAACCUCUGUGGUUUUUUAUCAUUCCCUCCCCCCCGGCGUCUUCCUUCUCCUCUCGAUUUGCAUAUGCCGUUCUUUCUCUGCAUCGUUCGCUUAUUACUGAGUCUUUCUUGUGAUGUGAUGAUGUUCUUGUUUCCAAUCUUGAGAGUGUUUA